Molecule: messenger RNA, 1422 nt
Organism: Mustela lutreola (European mink)
Lineage: Eukaryota; Metazoa; Chordata; Mammalia; Carnivora; Mustelidae
Gene: UBXN6
Product: UBX domain protein 6
Exons: 10
Coding region: 72-1400 (442 amino acids)
Cellular component (GO): cytoplasm
Molecular function (GO): protein binding
Source: RefSeq, a predicted model, not a curated record
GCCCCACCCCGACUGGGCCCUGCGCCCCCCCCCGCCCCCCGCGGCCCCCUGCCGCCGGGCCCGCCGCCACCAUGAAGAAGUUCUUCCAGGAGAUCAAAGCUGACAUCAAGUUCAAGAGCGCGGGACCUGGUCAGAAGCUCACGGAGUCCGUGGGGGAGAGGGCCCCCAAAGAAAAACCCACCCAGCCAGCACUGCGGCAAGCCCGCCAGGGACCCACGGAUGAGGCCCAGAUGGCGGCAGCGGCGGCCCUGGCCCGGCUUGAACAGAAGCAGCCCAGAGCCCGGGGCCCCACGUCGCAGGAGUCCAUCCGCAACCAGGUGAGAAAGGAACUUCGAGCUGAAGCGACUGUCGGUGGGAGCACAGAGGCCCCCGGGAGCAACACGGUGCCCGAGGCCAAAGAGGAGGGCUCCGCCCAUCUGGCAGUGCCCCGCGUGUGCUUCACAUGCCCGCUCACCGGGGCCACGCUCAGGAAGGACCAGCGGGAUGCCCACAUCAAAGAGGCCAUUCUCUCGCACUUCUCCACGGACCCCGUGGCUGCCUCCAUCAUGAAGAUCCACACGUUCAACAAAGACCGGGACCGGGUGAAGCUGGGUGUGGACACCAUUGCCAAGUACCUGGACAACAUCUGCCUGCACCCCGAAGAGGAGAAGUACAGGAAGAUCAAGCUGCAGAACCGAGUGUUCCAGGAGCGCAUUAACUGCCUGGAAGGGACCCACGAGUUUUUUGAGGCCAUUGGUUUCCAGAAGGCACUGCUUCCAGUUCCUGAUCAGGAGGGCCCCGAGGAGUUCUACGUGCUGAGUGAGGGCGUCCUGGCCCAGCCCCAGAGCUUGCAGAGGCACAAGGAGCAGCUUCUGGUCGCUGAGCCCGUGCGGGCCACCCUGGCCCGCCAGCGCCGGCUCUUCCGGCCCUCGCCCAUGGCUUCCCAGUUCGAGCUGCCCGGGGACUUCUUCAACCUCACGGCAGAGGAGAUCAAGCGGGAGCAGAGGCUCAGGUCCGAGGCGGUGGAGCGGCUGAGUGUGCUGCGGACCAAGGCCAUGCGGGAGCGGGAGGAGCAGCGCGAGCUGCGCAAGUACACCUACACGCUGCUGCGCGUGCGCCUCCCUGACGGCUGCCUGCUGCAGGGGACCUUCUACGCCCGGGAGCGUGUGGCCGCGCUGUACGCGUUCGUGCGGGAGGCCUUGCAGAACGAUUGGCUGCCUUUCGACCUGCUGGCCUCGGGCGGGCAGAGGUUGUCGGAGGACGAGAGCCUGGCCUUCAACGAGUGCGGGCUGGUGCCCUCGGCCCUCCUGACCUUCUCGUGGGACGCAGCGGUGCUUGAAGACAUCAAGGCUGCAGGGGCCAAUCCGGACUCAUCUAUUCUGAAACCUGAGCUCCUGGCAGCCAUCGAGAAGCUCUCAUGAAAUAAAAGCAGGGUUGGCUUUA